Arabis nemorensis is the source of this 2826-nucleotide messenger RNA. The record is from the annotation of a GenBank genome assembly. Lineage: Eukaryota; Viridiplantae; Streptophyta; Magnoliopsida; Brassicales; Brassicaceae.
AUGGCGUCCAUGGCGAUCGGCGUCAGCUUAUCGAUGACUAGAGGCACAGGAAGCGGAGGAGUAGACGGUGAUGAUCGAGUAGCGAUGGCCGCACCGACGACAUUGAAGCUGAAUCAGAAGAACUCACGGAGCGAGAGUACAUCCAGGUUUUUGGGGACGAAAAAGCAUCGGAGCUCCGGAGAAAUACGAACCACCGUCUCGAAUUGGGUCGAGGAGAAGACGAGUAGGAAUCUGAGAGUUGGACUCAUUUGCGGAGGUCCAUCGGCGGAGCGUGGGAUUUCUCUCAACUCUGCUAGAUCAGUUCUCGAUCAUAUUCAGGGUAAUGGUUUAAGCGUGAGCUGCUAUUAUAUAGAUCCUGAUCUCAAAGCUUUUGCGAUUUCCUCUGCUCAGCUCUACUCGAAUACUCCGGCAGAUUUUGAUUUCAAGCUCGAGAGUCUUGCGCAGGGAUUCUCUUCAUUAUCAGAACUGGCCGAGCAUCUUUUUUCCGCUGUGGACAUUGUUUUCCCGGUUAUUCAUGGUCGAUUUGGUGAAGAUGGGGGCAUUCAGGAGCUGUUGGAGAGUCAUAACAUUCCAUUUGUGGGGACUGGAUCCCGUGAAUGCCGCCGAGCAUUUGACAAGUAUGAAGCCUCUUUGGAGCUAAAGGCACAUGGGUUCAUGGCAGUACCAAACUACUUGGUGCAGGGAACUGUAGUAGACGAAAGUGAAAUACAACAAUGGUUUACAGCUAACCAUCUGGACCUCAAGGUGGGAAGAGUCGUGGUUAAACCAGCUAGAGCAGGAUCAAGCAUUGGUGUCAAGGUUGCUUUUGGCGUAAAUGAUUCAAUUAAGAAGGCUACUGAACUUAUUCUAGAGGGAAUUGACGAUAGGGUUGUUGUUGAGGUGUUUAUUGAAAAUGCAUAUGAGUUCACUGCCAUCGUCUUGGAUGUAGGUUCUGGUUCUGAUUGUCAUCCUGUUGUGCUGCUGCCCUCUGAGGUGCAACUUCAGUUCCAUGACACUGUUGAACCAAAGGAAGAUGCAAUCUUUGACUACCGGAGGAAGUAUCUGCCGACACAACAGGUCACCUAUUACACCCCUCCUCGUUUCCCUAUCCAUGUUAUCAAAAGUAUCCGUGAAGAGGCAUCUCUUCUAUUUCAAAAGCUAAGUCUUCGUGAUUUUGCUCGCAUUGAUGGAUGGUAUUUGGCUCCCACUUCAAAUUUAUCAUCAUCCGCAAGUGAAACGCUUGGAGGACUCAUGUCAAGGGAUAUUAUAUUCACAGACAUCAACUUGAUAAGUGGCAUGGAACAAAAUAGCUUUCUCUUCCAGCAGGCGUCUAAGGUUGGGUUUUCUCAUUCAAACAUUUUACGAACAAUCGUCCACCGUGCUAGCUCAAGGUUUCCCCAUCUUACUUGGUAUAACUAUGGGUCUAGUCAUUUACUCCGAAGUUCAGCAACCCAAACCUCCAGGGACGUCCAGAAAGUGUUUGUCAUAUUUGGCGGAGACACGUCAGAGCGGCAGGUCUCCGUCAUGAGUGGAACAAAUGUCUGGAUGAAUUUGCAAAGAUUUGUUGAUCUCAAGGUGACUCCCUGCUUGCUUUCCCCAUCACUUGGCAACUCAUCAGGGGCAUUUCUGGACAAAACAAAAUCUGAUUUGGACAAUAGAGAAGUCUGGUUAUUACCCUACUCUGUUGUGCUAAGGCACACUGCUGAGGAAAUUCUUGCAGAGUGUGUGGAAGCAAUUGAGCCUGAUCGGGCUCUAUUUACAUCUCGGCUACAGAAGCAAGUGAUGGAGGAUCUUAUGGAUGGUUUGAAGGAUCAAAGCUGGUUUGCAGGGUUUGAUAUAACAGACGAACUACCCAUGAAAUUCUCGUUGAAAGAGUGGAUCAAGCUUGCCAAGGAAGCUCAAGCAACCGUCUUCAUUGCAGUGCAUGGAGGAAUUGGGGAAGAUGGCACACUGCAGGAAUUACUGGAGGAUGAAGGAGUUGCUUACACAGGUCCAGGCAUAGUCUCUUCCAGGACUUGCGUGGACAAGGUUAUGACAUCGCAGGCUCUUAGUCAUCUUUCAGAGUUUGGAGUUCAUACCAUUAGCAAAGUUGUGAAGAGAACAGAUGAUAUAAUGUAUGAGACCAUUCCAAAGAUUUGGGAUGAAUUGAUAACCAAGUUUCAGUGUCUGACACUGUGUGUUAAACCAGCAAGGGAUGGAUGUUCCACUGGUGUUGCAAGAUUAUGCUCCUGUGAAGACCUUGCUGUAUAUGUACAAGCUUUAAAGGAUUGUCUACCAAGGAUUCCUCCAAACUCUUUUUCUAAGACACAUGGAAUGAUUGAGAUGCCAAAUCCUACACCUGAGCAAUUGAUUUUUGAACCAUUUGUUGAGACCGAUGAAAUCAUAGUUUCAUCCAAAGCCAAACAGCAGCUCUCUUGGAAAGGUAGGAGGCGGUGGGUAGAGAUAACCGUGGGAGUAAUCGGAAAGCGUGGGUCAAUGCAUUCACUGAGUCCUAGUCUUACUGUCAAGGAAAGUGGUGAUAUAUUGUCACUCGAGGAGAAAUUCCAAGGUGGCACUGGCAUAAACCUUACUCCACCUCCACCAGCAAUCAUGAGUAAGGAAGCUUUGGAAAGAUGCAAACAGGGCAUUGAGCUGAUUGCGGAAACUCUUGGGUUAGAGGGGUUUUCAAGGAUCGAUGCUUUCGUGCACGUUGAAACAGGAGAGGUGCUGGUUAUAGAGGUGAACACAGUUCCGGGAAUGACUCCUUCCACUGUAUUAAUCCAACAGGCAUUAGCAGAGCAGCCGCCAUUGUAUCCUCCUCAAUUCUUUCGCACACUGCUCCAUCUUGCGACACACCGAGUGGAGUAA